Molecule: messenger RNA, 1758 nt
Organism: Candidula unifasciata
Lineage: Eukaryota; Metazoa; Mollusca; Gastropoda; Stylommatophora; Geomitridae
Source: the annotation of a GenBank genome assembly
AUGUUGUUUUCAUCUGCCGUGUUUAUGUCAUUUCUGGAAAUGUCUGCACCAUCCAUUGACGAUGUCAUCGACAAGUUAGCUCAAGCUAGUGUAGAUACCAAGUUUGAGCUCAGUUUUAAAGGGAAAGGACUGAAACUAAACACAGCUGAAGAUGCCAAAGAAAUUGUGGAGGCCAUACAGAACUGCCCGCACAUGACAGCGCUAUGUUUGGAAGCAAACACACUGGGAGUGGAAGCAGCCGAAGAAAUCGCCAAAGCCUUACGAAAGCAUCCUGAGUUUGAGCGAGCACUGUGGAGUGAUAUGUUUACUGGCCGUUUGAAAACUGAAAUUCCCAACGCUCUUAAACAUUUGGGAGCCGCGGUAAUGGAAGCCAAUUGCCAUCUGGUGGAGAUAGAUCUCAGUGACAAUGCUUUUGGCCCCAAUGGUGUUGUGGGUCUGGUGGAUUUGCUGAAGAGCAAGAGCUGCUACAGUCUCAAGGAGCUGAAACUCAACAAUAAUGGCCUUGGCAUCACCGGCGGCAAGAUGCUCGCGGAAUGUCUGCUGGAGUGUCACAAGAGCAGUGUAGCAGCAGGGCAACCUCUCUCACUUCGUGUCUUCAUCUCUGGCAGAAACCGGCUAGAGAACGAUGGAGCUACUGCGCUGUCAGCUGCCUUCAAGGCCAUUGGAACACUAGAGUUUCUGGCGAUGCCUCAGAAUGGGAUUAACCACCCUGGGAUCUCUGCACUGGCCGAGGCCAUUGCUGUCAACAAAAACCUGAAACAUUUGAACCUCAAUGACAACACAUUUACUGCUAAAGGAGCAGAGGCCAUUGCCAGAGCAUUGCCCAAGUUGGAGAAGUUGGAGGUCAUCAAUUUUGGAGACUGUUUGAUUCGAACUGAAGGUGCUAAGGCUAUUGCUAAAGCAAUAAAAAAUAAUCAUCCCCAUUUACAAGAGUUAAUACUCAGUGGUAAUGAGAUAACUAAAGAAGGGGCCAUUAAUAUAGUGGAGAGUUUGGAAAACAAGAAAAAUCUGAGAAAGUUGGAUUUGAAUGCUAAUAACUUUGGAGAUGACGGAUGUGAAGAUAUAAAAGCAUUGGUGGAAGGUCUGGGAAAUGGUGAUGUCCUGGGCUCACUUAGUGAUGAUGAAGGUUGUGGGGAUGAUGACGAAGAGGAAGGAAGUGAAGAUGAGAACUCAGAGAAGGAAAGUGAUGAGGAAGUGAGCAUAGACAACAAGUCACCUGCCAAAGAGACAGCCACUAAACCUCCAGUUAAGGAGACCAUAAGCACACCAAUCAAACAGCUUGUCAGCAUCAAAGAUUUUCUAGCUUUUCCCUCCCCGACCAAGCUCCUACAGCUAGAUUACAGUAUAGACUCAAUCUUGAACGAGCUGGGGGAUGAUAAAACAGAUGUAGAUAAAGUUGUGGGAGCUUUAAUGAAGGUGGCGCUGGUAGUCAGCAAAGAUGAUGAGGCGAAACAGAAAGCAUGUCAGUGUGCAGACGGUUUACUCCAGUACUUGUUUAACCAAGUUGAGAAUGCAGACGCCAAAGUUGCUAAUGCCUUUCUGGUUCAGAUGGGACUCAUCAAGGGCGAGGACAAGAAAUUUGCAGCCCCCAAAAGCAUCACCGGUCCCUUGCUGGUUCUGGAACACGUGGUGAAGCAGACGUACUUUACAAAGGUUGCCAGGGAGAUAUUACUGAUGUUCUUUAUAAAGCCUCACCCGCUGAUGGAGAAGUCGUCAGAAGCCAGGCACAGGAUUCUGCAGACAUUACAUUCAGUUUAG